Messenger RNA from Halteromyces radiatus, 2050 nucleotides. RefSeq lists its product as uncharacterized. Lineage: Eukaryota; Fungi; Mucoromycota; Mucoromycetes; Mucorales; Cunninghamellaceae. The record is from RefSeq and is a predicted model, not a curated record. Gene Ontology annotation, biological process: protein polyubiquitination. Gene Ontology annotation, molecular function: ubiquitin protein ligase activity. Bases 15 to 1994 code for a protein of 659 amino acids. The transcript is spliced from 13 exons.
UUUUUUUUUUUGUUAUGGUAGACUCUGAAGGUAUUGACUUGACCGAUAUCCAGAACUUACAAGACACAUGUGAAACUACAAACAAUUGGUCAAUUUUAACCAAUACUCUUUUGACUGUUUUUGGUGAUAUUGAUUCUCUUAGUUCAAGUUUCUUAUGGAAAACUCCUGAUUCUUUAACUCAAUGUCCAGUGGAUAAGUUACAAGCUCAAAAAGCCUUUAAAGUCAUCAAACUUAAUUGCCCUCCUUUCUUAUUUAAACGUGUAACAGAUCGUGUACGGAAAUUGAUUCAACAUUGCUCUCGAAAUAGAAAAGAACAACUUUCUACUAUUCAUCUCAAUGCUAUUGUCAUUCUAUUCCAAUGUCCUGUUUAUAUUGAUGUACUUUAUCCCAACAAUCUUUUGACAGAAUUAUGUGAACUCAUUGCUGCUAUUGGUAUUCCUUUACAAGAUAUCUUGUGUCGAUAUUUGAUAGAAUAUCAAUCACAAACAUCAUCUUCUAUAUCAAUUUUUAAAACUCUUUUAUCUAUAUUCCAUCAUAUGGUUCAAGUACGAUUAUUAUUAAGAAAUACUUCAACAUCUAAUCCAAGUACGCAUACUGAUCCAAUGGUGAUAGAAGCAACACAAUGUCUAGCUAUGUUAUAUCGCAUGAACGAAGAAUCACAUUAUGUUCCUUAUACUGAUUUUUACAAUGAAGCUGUUAAUGAACAUUUGGAAAUUAAAGAAGAUUUUCCCAAUUACAAAGAUCACAAAGGGUUCUCGUUUUGUGAUUAUCCCUUUAUUUUGAACCCAGUAGUCAAAGCUGAUAUUCUCAAGAUUGAAAGUGUUUAUCAAAUGCGACAUGAACUUCAAGAUGCCUUCUUCCGUGCUUUAUUUCAAGGUGUCAAUAGUCCUUAUUUGGUAUUGGAAAUACGAAGAGAUCAUAUCAUUGAAGAUACAUUACAACAGUUGGAAGAAAAAUCAAUUCAUGAUCUCAAAAAACAACUACGAAUACAAUUUGUUGGUGAAGAAGGUGUGGAUGAAGGUGGUGUACAAAAGGAAUUCUUCCAGUUAAUGGUUAGGGAACUCUUUGACUUGAAAUAUGGUAUGUUUACCUUUAAUGAUGAAAGCCGAUUGUGUUGGUUCAAUGCGAAUCUCUUACUUGGUGAUGAUACUUUGGAGUAUUCAAAAGAGCAAGAAGAUUUGACAACUGUUCGGGAAUACAAACUUUUGGGCUUACUGAUUGGAUUGGCUGUAUAUAAUAGUGUGAUUUUAGAUUUACAUUUCCCUUUAGCUCUAUAUAAGAAAUUGAUGAAUGUUCCUGUGGAUAUCUCGGAUUUGAAACAACUGGAUCCUAGUCUUGGUCAUGGAUUGGAACAAUUGUUAUGCUUGCCUCAGUCAUCAUCAGACGAAGACGAUGAAUUUGAUCAUUAUUUUCAAGUGGAUAUUGAAUCCUUUGGGCAUUUAAAGACUUAUGAUCUCAAACCUAAUGGUGGAUCUAUAUUGGUGACCAAAGAUGAUCGUGAAGAAUUCGUUGAUCUGUAUGUGGACUUUCUUUUGAACAAAUCAGUGGAAAAACAAUUUACUGCGUUUCAAACAGGCUUCAAUUUAAUUUGUCGUGAUUGUGCAAUCAAGAUCUUUCGGCCAGAAGAAGUUGAACAAUUGGUUUGUGGUAGUUCGGAUUUGGACUUUUAUGCCCUAGAGAAAUCUACUGUGUAUGAUGGUGGUUGGGAUGAAAACUCGACUAUCAUUAGAUACUUUUGGGAAAUUGUCCAUGGUUUUUCUUAUGAAGAGAAGAAGAAAUUGCUUUUUUUUGCUACCGGAUCAGAUAGGGCUCCAAUUGGUGGACUUGGCAAGUUGCAGUUUGUGAUUGCCAAAAAUGGUGGAGAUUCUGAUAGAUUACCGACAUCACAUACCUGUUACAAUGUAUUACUUUUAUGUGAAUAUGGAAGCAAGGAAAAGUUACGAGAACGACUUUUGACAAGCAUUAGCAAUUCGGAAGGAUUUGGAAUGAUAUGAUUUUGUGCAUAUACCCACUUUAUACCAUUUUAUUUAUAUUUUCAAUAAACGAACAA